AUAGUUAGAAAAACGUUAUUAAGCUGUUAACCCGACGACGUAAGCCAGGGCAGGGCAAUUGGUUUAGUGAGUGGUACAGGACAGGUGAUGCAUUUGAGCAGGGCAAACCACUUCACUGGCGGAUACCUCAGCACGUGAUCAAUAGCAAUACUUAACGAAGACCACGGCCAUACUUCGCAUUCGACCUGCAUUUUUCCUUCCGAAGAAACAUGCUCAGCUCUGUUAUUUCCCGAGGUCUGCAGACGCUUUGUAGACGUGGCCUUGGUUACUGGUAUUAGCAAGCUGAUUACACAGCAACAUGUGACAGUCUGAAUAGGAAUUAUUGCGAUGUUGUUUCUGGUGACACCGAGAAGAGUGUCCAUAGUAACCAAUAGCCGCAACGGAGGCAAACAACCGAUCGCCUUUGCUACAGUGCUAAAAACCGAACGUCAAAACAGGACAGGAAUACAAAUACAAACCGUUUGUUCUACAUGAGGACCUGGAACUUAAAGACAUUCAAUUCAUUUUAUUUGAGUGUGGUUACCGGCUAAUAUCAAGGAAUGUAUCAAUCCAUGGCAUGCGGAAGAAAAGUCGUUUUUUAGCUACGUUGUAGUGAUGUCAGCGCUUGGAACAGCGCUUGUAUUUUUAUUGUUACUUUAGAAAGCCUACCUCGCGUCUCUAUCCCUAUGCAUAGCUUAAUAAAACAUGUUCAGUUAAACACUGUACAAUACAGAGAGCCUUGCAAUUUGGUGCAAAUAUAGGAUAUCGUAAACAAUUUCCUAUUGACUUUGAGAUGUCAUUUACCAGCCUGCCGACGUUGGGUAAUUGUAAGCCUAAUAUGCAUGUCUACCUCAGAUGGGCAGUGCAGAAACCUUGAAUGUAAUAAGACGCACAUUUACCAAAAUGCUACCCGGUUCUAUUCAAAUAACUGGAGAGGCAUUGUCGGGAGCUGAAAUAAAGGAUAUUUGUGACAGCCUGAAAGAGAACAGCGUGAGGCUUCUGUCAGUCAGGGGAUGUCAGCUUUCGGACCGAGACUUCGGACGGGUGUGUCGCGGUGUGGCGGAGUCACACACCCUGGUGCAACUCAACCUGAACCUCGGUGUGGUCUCCACAAUCAACCGAACUAAGCAACUCGCCGACGCACUCAAGACAAACAGAUCAAUCCAGACCCUUUUUCUCCAUGGAAGCCCUCUCCUAGACGCAGGAUUGGUCACGCUCAACACUGCCCUGUCCACUCAUCCAUCGCUGGUAUCUCUGGACCUGGGAGACUGUAUGCUGGGGGAUGAGGCUUUGCGGCUCAUCUGUGGCAUGCUGCCUCCGGACGGGGCCAAAUCAGCCUUUCCCACAGGUCUUAGGGAGCUGACUCUGAGUGCAAACCCCAGCAUUACCACCAAGGGCUGGGCUCGUCUGGCCAUCGCUGUGGCCCACAGCUCCCAGCUCAGAGUCCUCAACCUGGACUACAACCCCCUGGGGGACCAGAUUGCAGGUAUGCUUGCAGUGGCUGUGGCUUCCAGCAGAACUCUGGAGGUGUUGGAUCUUGAAGGAACAGGACUCACAAACCAGUCAGCACAGGUCUUCCUGGACAUGGUGGAGAACUACCCCACCUGUCUGCGUGUGCUUGUCCUGGCAGAGAACGCCAUCAGCCCGGAGCUGCAGCAACAGAUCUCAGACCUUCUCUCUGAGGGAGAAGAGGAGGACGAGAAGGAGGGCGAGGCGCGAGGCAGUGAGAGAACCCCCGGCAGGGAGAAAACCACCUGGGUCCCUCACAGCAACUCCCAUUCCCAGAUGGUCCUGCUGACGUCAGGUCUAGGUGAGAGCCUACUGGCCGAGACUGAGAUGUGAUUCCGCAGCCUUCCUUUUUCGCUUUUUACCUCUCUUCUGUUUGCUAGUGUGCACAUCAUUGAGUUUUCGUAUCACCUGGUAGCGGGCAACCAAUCAGACUUUUUGCAUGACCUGUAGCACUUGUACAUAAAAUAAUGUUUUGGAGCAGCCACAAAACCCUUAACACAUACACCAAGUGACUUAUCGGCAAUAGUGAAUUAUUUAUUUUCAACAUGUACAGUCUAUUUUCUGUUCCUAUUUAAAGGUAAUGUAACCAAUCAAAAGUCUGUAUUCUCUGAUAGAUCGACUAUGUAGGAUUGUUGUGAUGGUCUGAUAUCAGAAUAAAUUUGU
Esox lucius (northern pike) is the source of this 2151-nucleotide messenger RNA. RefSeq names its product leucine rich repeat containing 73 (gene lrrc73). The record is from RefSeq and is a predicted model, not a curated record. Gene Ontology annotation, molecular function: protein binding. The coding region runs from base 835 to 1821 and encodes 328 amino acids. The transcript has 6 exons. Lineage: Eukaryota; Metazoa; Chordata; Actinopteri; Esociformes; Esocidae.